Messenger RNA from Belonocnema kinseyi, 1181 nucleotides. RefSeq names its product charged multivesicular body protein 4b (gene shrb). Gene Ontology annotation, biological process: vesicle budding from membrane; late endosome to vacuole transport via multivesicular body sorting pathway. Gene Ontology annotation, cellular component: ESCRT III complex; multivesicular body; cytoplasmic side of plasma membrane. The record is from RefSeq and is a predicted model, not a curated record. The transcript is spliced from 4 exons. Lineage: Eukaryota; Metazoa; Arthropoda; Insecta; Hymenoptera; Cynipidae. The coding region runs from base 269 to 952 and encodes 227 amino acids.
AUCUCUACUCGUGAGACCAGAAACGUCUGCAGUGGGACUCCAAUGCCGUGUUGAAAGUCUAAAAUCGAACAGAUCUCUUUUUCUCCUGUGUAGAGAUAGAAAGAGAGAUUCGUUCGAUUUUCGGCUUCGAAACAGCAUUAAAGUCGCACUGCAGAAUACAACUAAUCUGUACAUAAAUGAUGUAUAGUCAGUGUACUUCGUUUAGUAUUCCGUAGUAAUAAAAACUAUAUUUCAGUAGUAGUUUUGCUGUGAGAAUUUAGAAUUGAAAAUGAGUUUCUUCAAAAUAUUUGGUGGGAAGAAGGAAGUUGCAGCUCCAUCCACUGCUGAAGCAAUACAAAAAUUACGCGAAACAGAAGAAAUGCUGAUAAAAAAACAAGACUUUCUGGAAGGAAAAAUAGAUCUUGAAAUACAAUUGGCUAAAAAGCACGGUUCAAAAAAUAAACGAGCUGCCAUCCAAGCCCUAAAAAGGAAAAAGCGUUAUGAAAAACAGCUACAGCAAAUUGACGGAACAUUAUCCACUAUCGAGAUGCAGAGGGAAGCACUGGAAAGUGCUAACACAAAUACUGCUGUACUUACAACAAUGAAGAGUGCAGCAGAUGCUCUAAAAGCUGCACAUCAACACAUGGAUGUUGACAAAGUGCAUGAUAUGAUGGAUGACAUAGCAGAGCAACAAGAUGUUGCACGCGAAAUUUCAGAUGCAAUUUCUAAUCCUGUUGCAUUUGGUCAAGAUAUAGACGAAGAUGAAUUAGAAAAGGAACUAGAGGAACUGGAACAAGAGCAGCUUGAUAAAGAGUUGCUUGGAAUUGAGAGCACCGAUGAACUUCCUGCCGUUCCAGCAGCUGCACUACCUACAGUACCAACCAAAGAUCGUUCAAUUGCAGUCGACUGUGAAAUUACUACGUCCGAAGAUGGAAAUUAUUCGAACGGCGUGAGACAUAGUAAAUUUACGUAAGGUGAUAAACUUACUUGGGUUGUUAUGUAUACGAAAGUCUAUGUAAACUUUGACGACGUGUCUUUUUCUAUCGCGAGGGAGUAAGUCCGCACGGAUGACCGCCGCAAAAUUAUUUGCAGGACGUAAAUUUGAACCAUUUGGAUCCAUCGAGUGCAAGUCGUGCCAAACGAUGAGUUCCGGAGACGCCCGAACGACCUUUUGCCAUUUGGUGCGCAUUUAGUUUUUUUUG